This is a messenger RNA of Xylaria bambusicola, 1704 nucleotides long. Its product is annotated as T-complex protein 1. Bases 1 to 1704 code for a protein of 567 amino acids. Gene Ontology annotation, molecular function: ATP-dependent protein folding chaperone; ATP binding; ATP hydrolysis activity. The record is from RefSeq and is a predicted model, not a curated record. Gene Ontology annotation, biological process: protein folding. NCBI's taxonomy places the organism in Eukaryota, Fungi, Ascomycota, Sordariomycetes, Xylariales, Xylariaceae. Gene Ontology annotation, cellular component: chaperonin-containing T-complex. The transcript has 3 exons.
AUGACUUCUAUGUUUGAACAGGGUGGGGAUGGGCACCUGUUCCUAGGUGGGCAGAAGAUUUCGGGUGCCGAUAUCAGGGACCAAAAUGUAUUGGCUACACAAGCCAUUGCAAAUGUCGUGAGGACAUCUUUCGGUCCGAGCGGGUUGGAUAAGAUGAUGGUGGACGAUAUUGGUGAUGUCACAGUUACGAACGAUGGAGCAACUAUCCUCAGUUUAUUAGACGUUGAACACCCUGCUGGCAAGAUCCUAGUCGACCUCGCACAACAACAGGACAAGGAGGUGGGAGACGGCACAACAUCCGUAGUCCUAAUAGCGGCCGAGCUUCUACGACGGGCGAACGAGCUGAUGCGAAACAAAAUACACCCAACUACUAUCAUAACUGGAUAUCGUCUGGCGCUGAGGGAGGCGGUUAAAUACAUGAACGAAAAUGUGAGCACGAAAGUGGAAAAUCUGGGACGGGAAUCCCUUCUCAGCAUUGCGAAAACAUCCAUGUCUAGCAAGAUCAUUGGUGCCGACUCCGACUUCUUUGCGAAUAUGGUAGUCGAUGCAAUGCAGGCCGUGAAGACGACCAAUAACCGCAGCGAAGUCAAAUACCCAGUCAAGGCCGUCAACAUACUAAAAGCUCACGGCAAGGGAGUGCUUGAGUCGGUUCUCGUCAAGGGUUAUGCUUUGAACUGCACUGUUGCUUCACAAGCUAUGGUUACGAGGAUACAAGAUGCCAAGAUUGCCGUGUUCGACAUGAAUUUCCAAAAAGAACGAAUGAAGUUGGGUGUGCAAAUCACCGUAGACGACCCAAAACAAUUAGAGCAAAUUCGUGCAAGGGAGUCGGGCAUGGUCAUCGAGCGAAUUGAGAUGAUCUUGAAGGCUGGCGCUAAUGUGAUCCUUACAACCAAGGGUAUCGAUGAUAUGUGUUUGAAGCUUUUCAUCGAGCGAGGCGCCAUGGCUGUCCGGCGGUGCAAGAAAGAAGACUUGAGACGAAUUGCGAAGGCUACGGGCGCGACAUUGCUCAGCACUUUAUCAGAUUUGAAUGGCGACGAAAAGUUUGAGGCUUCUUACCUAGGUUAUGCCGAAGAAGUCGUCCAAGAGCGAGUCUCGGACGAUGAAUGCAUCAUGGUCAAGGGAACAAAGUCACAUUCAUCUGCAUCUAUCCUUCUUCGUGGGCCUAACGACUUUACUCUAGACGAGAUGGAGCGAUCUGUUCACGACUCCCUCUGUGCUGUCAAGCGUACGCUAGAAAGCGGCAGCAUCGUACCUGGAGGCGGUGCCGUGGAAACGGCUCUGCACAUUUAUCUGGAGGAAUUUGCCGGCACAGUUGGAUCGAGGGAACAGCUAGCCAUCGGCGAAUUCGCCCAGUCCCUCCUCGUCAUCCCCAAGACCCUCGCGGUGAACGCUGCCAAAGAUGCGAGCGAUCUUACAGCUCAGCUCCGGUCACGACAUGCCCUAUCUCAGCGUGUACAGGAGGGUGACGGAAACGAGGAUGAAAAGACAUUAGCACGAAAGAAGAACUACAAAAAUUACGGUCUAGACCUCACGAAGGGCAAGGUAGUAGAUGAGAUCAAGGCUGGCGUGCUAGAACCGAGCAUUAGCAAGGUUCGGCAGUUGAAGAGUGCGGUCGAGGCAUGCAUCAGCAUCAUGCGCAUUGACACACUGAUCAAGUUAGAUCCGGAAGAGCAGGGAGAGCCGGAUGACGGUCACGGGCAUUGA